AAAUUUAAUUAAUUUUUGUCUUCUCAAUUUAAUAAAAUAUCUAAAUCUAAUUCAAAUAUGUCUCUCGCCAGUUUACAAGGUCCUCAAUUUGAUAUUCCUAUUGGACAUCACAAUAUGAGUGUCUCAUCAAUAUCCGAUAUGGUUCCUAAUAAUCCAUAUGAAGUUAAUGGCGAUAAUGUGGUUUCCAUUGAAGAACUACGUCAACAUAUGGGUACUUGCUUUUCUUGUGGUGUUUCCUGGAAUGAUGAGCACGUCUCUCUUGACUGUUCCGAAUGUGGCGGUUAUGCAUUGACACGUUCAUGUCCAGUUUGUGAAGGACGUUGUAAUAUAAAGUGGCAGCGUGAUUUCACCAUGAGUCAUGCUCUUGGUAAAGCACGUUGGCAAGGAACUUGCACUAUUUAUCCAGAAAUACUACCACAUUUACUUGAAUCACCGGAAAUAACAAUGCACAGUAAAUUUGCCUUGGCACCCUUCUCAGCAGCUGGCAUUUCUUCUGCUCCUGCUACAACUGAAACGCUGAAUAGUAGCUCUGUUAGUGCCGAUAGCAUUACAUCAUCCUCCAAUAACUUAUCAGUUCAUGCAACAACUCAAACACAAUUACGUUUGGCUCAGGAGUUAUGUGCACGUCUUGAGAAACUUCAAGCUGGUACACAUUUGAUGUCCUAAAAAGUCAUUAUUAAAACUUUAAAGCGCGCAAGCAGAGUUCCUCUUCCAUCAAUUCCACAACCACAACCACCACCACCACCUCCACCAACACCUCCACCAACACCUCCACCAAAAUCCACAGCAACGCUAUGUAUACCACAACCCAUAAUCAUCGCAAACCCUAAAAAACAAAGUCUACAUACACAUCAAGAUUUAAGUACGAUUCACACGCACGGGACUGCAUGUUUGGGAGACUUCCAAUGUUUGGGAGCAACUCUUCAGGGAUGGAUAAAGCUUUAGGAUUUAGUGAAUUGUAUUCAUCUAUUCAUACACAUUUCUAAGGCAUUAUUUUGGCAUUAUUUCUUAGUACAUAAAUGUACCCAGAAAAGAAUGUAAUUAAUUUUAAUUAUUGAUUUAAUGGAUGCACUACAUAUAUAAAUAGUUAAUAUGUGUAAAAGAAUAAAAGAAGUUUACAAAUUUAAUUU
This is a messenger RNA of Teleopsis dalmanni, 1130 nucleotides long. It is a transcript of the gene Pino, whose product is annotated as protein pinocchio. Lineage: Eukaryota; Metazoa; Arthropoda; Insecta; Diptera; Diopsidae. Bases 58 to 666 code for a protein of 202 amino acids. The transcript has 4 exons. The record is from RefSeq and is a predicted model, not a curated record.